AUGGAUGACUCUGUCCUUUUCAAUGACCUCGGUCCCUCUAAGCCCCCGUCGGCCUCUUUCUACGACGAUAUGUUCGACUCCUACUUCAACGACGCGGACGAGGCCCCCGAGCCCUCGCCUAAGGCUUCUUCCUCGCCGUCGACGCCGCCGCCCGUGUUCGACAAGCCGGUCUUCGACGACGAUCCUGACACGGCCGAUCCAUUCGACGCGAUCCCCUUGUUUGGAGGCGGCGGUGGCGGGGAAGGGGAGGACUUCCUCGGUGGCGUCGGGAGCGCGGCAAAGCCGGAGAGGAGGGAGUCGGAGGCGGUGGGUUUUGAUGAAGACUUGCUCCCUGGGUUGGGUGGGAGCACCAAUUCGACGGAGGAGCCGGUCAGGGAGGUGGAGCGGGACCGUCAGCCGGUGGGGUUCGACGAUGAUUUGGUCCCUGGAUUUGAUAGGAGCAUGAAGCCGGCGCCGCAAAUGGAGCCUGUGGCGUUUGAUGAUGGUGUGAUCCCUGACAUUGGUGGAGGCACGAGCCAUCCCUAUUCGGCAAGGGAGGAACCUAUAAUAAGGCAAGAAAGUGAAUCAAUUUCAUCCAGCAAAAUGAGUAGCACGCCAGAAGAUCCUUUCGUCAUUUUAGGUGGUACACACAGAUCGGGAUAUUCAUCUUUUGGAUUGUUUUCAGAUCCUUUGAAUAACAUCGGCAUGCCUGUGAAGGAAGGGAACACAAAAGUUGAUGCGCCUGAUAAUACCAGUGGGAUAUUUCAGGGGUCUGAUAUCUUUACUGACUUUCCAAAAGCCAUGCCACCCUUUUCGUUUACAUCUGAAAACCAGAGUGAUAUAAAUGAAAGGAGAUAUGCUGAAAACAUAAAUAGCAUGAGUCUCUCUGAUCGGACAUUAAACCCAUUUGCUGGGGAAGACGAUUUGUUAGAGGCAAAUCAAUCUUCACAGAGGCCUAAUGAUGUGUGGGUAACUGUUUCUGAUAUUGCUCUAGUGACACUACCUAGAAGUGCACCGCCUCCUUCACGGCCGCCACCUCCACUUGCUGCUAAGAAACCACCUACUGAAUCUGUAAAUCGUAAUCAAGGCUACCAUCACUCCGCAUGUUCAAACACUUCUAAAACAUCCCAAAUUGAUGAAUUGGAAGAUUUUUUCAUGGCAAAGCCUGCUAAUUUUGCCAAUGGUCAUCCACAAGUUCUAAAGCAUGAAGGAAACGGGCAUUAUCCAUCUGCAGCUACUGCAAGUUUCAUGGACUGGACUGAGAUGGGACACUCUAAAGGGGGGAACCAAGGGGCAUUUGAUUCUAUGUUCACCAGCAAUCAAUAUAGACAGCCAGAAAUAGAUGAGAAAGCAGAAGUAUGUGCUCAUGAAAUGGAAACCACAGAUGAAGAAGAGAGAUUAGAAAAUGAACGAAUACAAAGAGAACAUAAAGAGGAGCAAAGAAGAGCAGAAAGGGAGAGGGAAGAACAGCUUGAGAGGGAAAGGGAAAAGGUGAGACAAAGGGAACAAGAGGAGCAGAGGAGGCGUGAAAAAGAGAGGGAGGCCAGGCAAGCUGUAGAUAAGGCUGUACGGGAGGCACGUGAAAGAGCAGCUGCUGAAGCACGCAUGCGAGCUGAGAAGGAGGCUCGUCAAAGAGCAGAGCGAGCUGCCGUAUGGAAAGCAACAACAGAAGCUCGUGAGAGAGCUGCAGUCGAGGCAAGGGAAAGAGCUGCAAAGGCUGCUGCAGAAGCUAAGGAAAGAGAAGCAGCAGAGGCUAGAGAAAGGGCUGCAAAGCAAAGGAAAGAGCUGCCAGGGCUGCUGCUGAAGCUAGAGAAAAGGAAGCAGCAGAAUUUCAGGAGAAAGCUGCUGCAGAAGCUCGGGCAAAAGCUGAGCGAGCUGCUGUUGAGAAAGCUGCAGCAGAAGCACGAAGGAGGGCUGAAAGAGCAGCUUUCGAGGGUUGCUGCUGAAGCUCGGCAAAGGGCUGCUAAUGAAGCUAGAGAAAGGGCUGCAGCUGAAGCACGGGCAAGAGAAAAUCAGCAAAGGAGAGCAACAGCAGAACCUGAUCUCGAGUCAUUCUUUGGCAUGCCUUCUAGAUCAAGCAGUGUACCGAGAUCAUACAACAACACAACAACGAAUCCUUUCGAUGUUCAGCCUCAUGGCAAUGCUGAUUCUGGUGGUGUAAGGACAUCUUCCAGUUCAGCUUCUUCCUUUACUCAGUCUUCGUCAAGCAAUCUUAUGGAUGGCCUAUCUUCUAUAUUUGGAGCACCUUCAUCAUCUGCUGUAUUUCAAGAAGUGGAUGGAGAGAGUGAAGAAAGAAGGAAGGCAAGACUGGAACGACACCAAAGAACGAUGGGGCGUGCGGCAAAAGCUCUUGCUGAGAAGAAUGAGCGUGACUUGCAAGCUCAGCGGGAGCAGGAAGAGCGACAUAGAAUUGGUGAAUCACUUGAUUUUGAGAUAAAGAGGUGGGCUGCUGGCAAAGAAGGCAACCUACGGGCCUUACUAUCAACAUUACAAUAUAUUCUUUGGCCAGAAUGUGGUUGGCGACCUAUAUCAUUGACUGAUCUGAUUACAGCAGCAUCUGUCAAGAAAGAAUACAGGAAAGCAACAUUGUGCAUCCAUCCUGAUAAAGUGCAGCAGAAGGGGGCAAAUCUUCAACAGAAAUACAUUGCAGAAAAGUUUUCUCAACAUUUCAACUACAAAAGCUCAUUGCUGCUGCUGUGCUUCUAA
This is a messenger RNA of Miscanthus lutarioriparius, 2685 nucleotides long. Lineage: Eukaryota; Viridiplantae; Streptophyta; Magnoliopsida; Poales; Poaceae. The record is from the annotation of a GenBank genome assembly.